AUGGGUCAGGGUUUGUUCUUACUGGUUAGACUUGUUUACUCUUUGACCAUCAGAUGGCAGGUUGGUUUACCUCCUCCUAGUCCACACUUUGAUGAUGCAGCUAUGGAGUUGUUUGCACAAUGUUUUCCUAUAAAUCUUUCUGGUAACGCGGACCACAAAGGACCAGCUGGCCUUAAUGUGAACGAUCAUGCUGAUUCUAGUCUUAAUGUGGUUCAUGCUGAUGAGGAGAAGGAACCAGCUGGUAAUGUAGUUGAGAACAAUGACGAAGAGAAGGAACUAGCUGGUAAUGUGGUUGAGAACAAUCCUCUUGAUGUGGAUAAUGAAGGCAAUGUUGCUGAGAUCGACACUGGUUUUCUGGAUGAGUUCUUACUUCCUAAUGACAUGUUUGGGGAUGACUUUGAGGAUGACGAGGCAGAUAUUGCUUUUUCGUUUAUUCCUGAGCUUGCUACUGUGGGUGAAGAUGUAACUGACGAUGAUGAUUCCGAGGAAGAAGAUAACGGACCAGGGGAAGAAGUGGGUGAAGAUGAUGCAGAGGAAGAAGAUGAGGAUGAGAUGGUUCUCGAAGCUGCUGCUGGUCCCGGUCGACUUCUUGAAAGCAUUGAGACCCAACCAUCUUCUUCUUCUGAAGAUGAAGACAUGGAGGAGGAAGACACAGAUGAAGACUUUGAAAAGAAGCCUUGUUCCGGUUUCCAGCAAAAGAAGCGUGUUGAUUCGAAACUGGUCAAGACAUCAUCUGGAGUGAUAGUAACUUCUUUUGCUCAAGAAAGCGAAGUGCAGAAGGAUUCUUCUAGUAUUUGGGAAAUGAACAUUUCUGACAUAACGAUCAGUCGAAGAACAAAACUGCCUUCGUCUGAAGAAGGUGAUGGAGACUAUUAG
This is a messenger RNA of Arabis nemorensis, 876 nucleotides long. The record is from the annotation of a GenBank genome assembly. NCBI's taxonomy places the organism in Eukaryota, Viridiplantae, Streptophyta, Magnoliopsida, Brassicales, Brassicaceae.